AUGAGGGGCGCCCAAAGACAGAGGGUGGGGUUGGGGUUGGGCUUGUGCUUUCACAGUCACCACCAGGUGUCCCGACAUCGGGUGUCGAGCUGCCCUCGCUUCUGGGAAACUCACAGCCGAGUCCGCUUUCUCGCCUACGGACCUAAAACGCGAGAUUUGAAGGAGCGGGGCUUGAGGGCGGGAGCGAAACACCCCACGUCUGUCGCCGGCCGGAAAACUCCCUCUCGGGAAGGCGCGCCUCUGUGGCGCAUGCGCACUCGGUUCCUUAGCAACGUCCGCACUAAACCACUCCAGCCGGAGCCCAGCAACAGCCGAGCCGCUGAGCCCCCCGCCAAUCAGCGCCGGCCUCGCCCUCACGCGUCUCACCAAUCAGCGCUGGCGCUGCAAGGAAGUUUCCAGAGCUUUCGAGGAAGUUUCCUUCAACUCGAAUUCAUCCGCCUGAUAAUUUUUCUCUAUUUUCCUAAAGGAGGAGAAGGAGCGCCUCGAGGAGAAGGGUGGGGGAGGGGAGACGAGGUGACGCGGUUCGAGUCUUUCCGGAAGAGUGGGCCUUGUACGUGCGGGGAGCGGGGGCGGCUGGCGCGCGCGGGGACGGGAACUAACCGCCGCUUCGCCGAUGGAGAUCCCGCGUUUAUUUCAGAGGGGGAAGGUGGAAAAGAGGUCAAAAUGCAGAUCUUCGUGAAAACCCUGACCGGCAAGACCAUCACCCUAGAGGUUGAGCCCAGUGAUACCAUCGAGAAUGUGAAGGCCAAGAUCCAGGAUAAAGAAGGCAUCCCUCCUGACCAGCAGAGGCUCAUCUUUGCAGGCAAGCAGCUGGAAGAUGGCCGCACUCUUUCUGAUUACAACAUCCAGAAAGAGUCAACCCUGCACCUGGUCCUGCGUCUGAGAGGUGGUAUGCAGAUUUUUGUGAAGACCCUGACCGGCAAGACCAUCACCCUAGAAGUUGAGCCUAGUGAUACCAUUGAAAACGUGAAGGCUAAGAUCCAGGAUAAAGAAGGCAUCCCUCCUGACCAGCAGAGGCUCAUUUUUGCAGGCAAGCAGCUGGAAGAUGGCCGCACUCUUUCUGAUUACAACAUUCAGAAAGAGUCGACCCUGCACCUGGUUCUUCGUCUGAGGGGUGGCUAUUAAUUCUUCAGUCUUGUAUUCGUGGUGCCCAAUGAUGGCAUUACUCUGCACUAUAGCCAUUUGUCCCAAUUUAAGUUUAGAAAUUACCAGUUUCAGUAAUAGCUGAACCUGUUCAAAAUGUUAAUAAAGGUUUUGUUGCAUGGUAGCA
Molecule: messenger RNA, 1270 nt
Organism: Carlito syrichta (Philippine tarsier)
Lineage: Eukaryota; Metazoa; Chordata; Mammalia; Primates; Tarsiidae
Gene: UBB
Product: ubiquitin B
Exons: 3
Coding region: 1-1125 (374 amino acids)
Biological process (GO): modification-dependent protein catabolic process; protein ubiquitination
Cellular component (GO): cytoplasm; nucleus
Molecular function (GO): ubiquitin protein ligase binding; protein tag activity
Source: RefSeq, a predicted model, not a curated record